CUAUCUCUUUCUUUCCUGAUGGAUAUAAGUACAAGAAGACCCCCUGUAAGAAUGUGACCAUAUUGGGGGAAAAAAUAGAAGCCUCCGCCGACAUGCAGCAUCUUCUCGUGAUCGUCCUCUUUGCGUCCUGCUGGACCUUCUGCACAGGAGCCGGAGACUGGUGUUAUCAGUCCCAGUUCACCUGCGAGCAUCAGUGCAACACUCCAGACAAGUGGAACCAUGCAAAUGGCGCCUGUGCUGGAAAACAACAAUCACCCAUCAACAUUGUCACCAGGAAGACUUUGAAAGACGAGCGUUUGACUCCUCUUCAGUUCACCAACUACCAGCAGAUGUUCAGAGGCACCAUCAAGAAUAACGGCCACUCGGUUCAGGUUGGAGUUCCUCACCUGAGCACCAUCUCAGGUGGAGGUCUGACGACCACCUACAAGGCGGUCCAGUUCCACCUGCACUGGGGAAACAAUGGAGAGGCGGGCUCCGAACACACCAUUGAUGGCGAGCAGUAUCCCAUGGAGCUGCACAUCGUGCACAUGAAGCAUCAUUACACCGAUCUGACGACAGCACUGGCGGAUCCAGAGGGAGUUGCAGUCCUGGGCUUUUUCUAUGUGGUUUCCAAUACUGCCAACCGAAAGUAUGACCCCAUUAUCAGUGCUCUGAGAAGCAUCAAAACAACAAACGGCAACACAUCGCUGCCUCCCGCCUCCUUGGCACAGCUCAUUCCACCUGAACAGAACCUGACCACCUUUUAUCGCUACAAGGGCUCCCUGACCACACCAGGCUGCACCGAGGCCGUGAUCUGGACAUUGUUCGAGAACCCCAUCCCUAUGAGUUUUGAUCAGCUGCGGGCAUUUUCCGAGCUUAAGUUCCAUGACGGCAAGCCCAUGGUGGGGACCUUCCGGCCGGUGCAGCCCCUGAACGGCCGCCCGGUGUUCCGAUCAGGCGGCGUGGCGGUUCUGUUCAGCUCCGCCCUCCUCGUGGCUGCCCUGGCUACGGCCCUGGGACUGUCCCAGGCUAACUAGAUGCGAGUCUCCUGUGCUGCACCGCCACACCCGUGAACACACGAUCAUCAUUCCCAAGUUUGUCACACCAUCACCCCAUGGAUUACAAAAUUCAGGCAUGGCCCACCAAACCCCACUUCCCUUAUGACACACAUGACAAAGGCGUUCAAAGAACGUCUUCGAGGUGCUGUAAGGGUUUUGCCGGCAUGCAUGCAUGCAGAGUGAAUCUGUAGAUCAUACAUCCGCCUUAUGAAUGUGCCAUGAAGCAGUGACCACUGCAUUCAGACCCCAGCCUCCUCCUGAUGUUCCGCCGCAUCAUCAUAAACGCCGACACGCUCACACAAACACGUCCUUGUGCACUUUGGAGCUCACUCAUCCACCUUGAACAAUGUCAGUCAAAUUUAGUCGCCGCGAAUAUCAGUGCUCCGGUCUCAUGACGAGGGGCACGUGAGGCCUCAUUCUCCUUCCGUGGCACAAGAGCCCAGCAUGGCGCUAUUAAUAGCACAACUGAAAACAAGUCAGCGGUCAUAGAAGUCAGCACUUUUUCACCUCAAAGUCCAGGAGCUCAGAGCCAACAGGUCAGCAAAGGAAAUGGGAGCAAACGACGACAAAUUCAAAUCCCACCCCUUUUUUAUUUCCAUGCGUUGCAAAGUAUUAAAAGUUGCAUGAGUCAGCACUUCUUCAUGACAUUGUUGGAGAAAGACACGUUCACACUGCGCACAACUCACAAGGUCGGAUGCACUGAAUGUUAUUGACUGUGAAAUACGUCCUACUGACUUCCCUCUCAUCAUCCAGGAGGGCCUCUUAUAUUCUCUUAAGAGAUAGGUGCAGUCUUUCGGCCAUAUUUGCUGUGCUAACCAACAAAUGUGUAUAUUUUUCAAUCGUUUCAUGAUACAUUAACUUAUAUUUCUAUGCUGUUUUAAUGCACAUACUGUAUGUAUUUAUGCACUGAAUGUGUAUAUGGAUAGGAGACGUACACGCUAUUAGUAUUAUUUAUGUGUUGUAAACAUAUAUAUAUACACAUACAUAUAUAUGUAUAUUUAUGUAUGAAGAAUCACUUUGUUAAACAUGAGUUGUAUGACAACGGUGGCUUGUAACUCUUAAACAUGUCAAAGAUAAUAUGAAGAAUGUUGAACAAUAAACUACAAAAAUGCCUUUCUAA
This is a messenger RNA of Nerophis ophidion (straightnose pipefish), 2157 nucleotides long. It is a transcript of the gene ca4a, whose product is annotated as carbonic anhydrase IV a. The coding region runs from base 93 to 1016 and encodes 307 amino acids. The transcript is spliced from 8 exons. Gene Ontology annotation, cellular component: plasma membrane. Gene Ontology annotation, molecular function: zinc ion binding; carbonate dehydratase activity. The record is from RefSeq and is a predicted model, not a curated record. Lineage: Eukaryota; Metazoa; Chordata; Actinopteri; Syngnathiformes; Syngnathidae.